AUGCCGAACAUUAGAGCCAUUCUGGAUGGCGUGGAUGCGCCUAUCGCAACGCCCACGGCCGCAGCAGUUGUGAAGAAGCGGACACCCUUUGCCGACCCUACUCAUCACAGCUACAAGCAAAGAAGAGGCUUCUUGACAUUUCGCCGUCAAGAGGCUGAGGAGGAUGAGGGAGCGGAAGCGGAAGAGAGCGAGAGCAACAGUGAAGGAACAGACGAUGAGGACUCUAGCGGCGAGGAAGGCGAGAGCUCCUCCAGCUCCAGCUCCAGCUCCGACGAAUCUGGGGACGAGUCUGGUGAUGAGUCUGGUGCUGAGGAGGAAGAUCCUCUGCCAUCCCUUAGUCCUGCCCAGCAACGACUUGCAGACUCCUCUCCCUACUCCGACUUCGAGCUUCCCACUAUCCCCGACCUUGGCCCUCUACCAAUGCCACCCCGUAACACUCGGCGUACUAUGCGUCUAGACAAGAUCAAGCGCCGUUCCCGUCGGUCUCUGGCCUCUCGCCAAGAAGCGGAAGUAGCGGAGGAAGAAUCAUCCGAAAGCGAUAGCGACAGCGACAGUGAGUCAGACGGCUUCAGCAGUGAUUCGGAGGAUGAAACCACUCCUACAACCUUCUCUACACUCAUAGCUGACACUCUGCUCCGUCUAGCACCAACGACCACUGCUCCUCCCACCGUUGAUGGCACAGCUGUUCCCACGCUGGAUCAAUCCACCUUCAUCGCCGCCGCCGAUCCUACUGGUUCUGCUUCCAACUUCCCUUCGGAUCCUUCAGCACUAGAACGUUCUGGUGGGCCAGCGCCGGAAUCGCAGACUGCUAUCAUCGCCAGCAGCACCGUUCUCGGUGUAGCAUUCCUGAUCGCAUUGAUAUACUUGCUUUUCCGCUUCUGCGUGCCCAUACGCACAUGGUAUUCCACUCGCCGUCGCAAAUACCACGACGAAAAAGCUGCUCGCCUCGGCACAGGUCCCUCACCGUCUAAAUGGCCUCUUCAAUUCAUCUUCGGCUCAGACCGGCCUGCUCCGCCACGUAGGCAGCAACAGCAGAGAUACACGGGAACGACUGCGAUGACCGCACACCCGGCCUUCCAACGCGACCUCGAGUCUCAAAGCGCCGGCGACCGUAGCACUCGUGGCCUCGACCUUGCCCCCGCCGAUGGCUUUGGGCCUGGUUUCACCGGCUACGCACAGCCUCCCGGAUACAAGUCGUACACUACGGCGAGCGGCGGCAGCUGGGUUGCCAAUGGCUGGCGCGCGCCACUGACACACAUAAGCCAACGGCUCUCGAACUGGCCGCGACGCUCCGGCACUGCACGCUGGUUCUUCGGCGGCGGCAGUCGUUGGAGCGAGAGUGAGGCCGGCAACAAUGGGCGAACCACCUACAGCGAGGGACAGAUCUUCGACAUGUACGGCCCAGGCACCACCAACAUUGGCGGCAGGCGGACCAGCAUUGCGAAAUCACCACUCCAGUCGCAAGUCGAAAUCUCCCAAGUCGAACUCGCGCCUACCCCACCCGUACCAUCGUACGCAGGCACAACUACGACGACCUUCGUCAACGCCCCAGGACACGGUCUGGGCCUCACACAGACGCCCAUCCGUCCCCGCGCCAGCCCGCGGCCCAGCUACAUGCGCAGCAGUGUCGCCACCACAGCUACCAGCCAGACAGAGAUGAGCGUGCCCCCUCUGCCAACGCUGCCCUUCAAGGGCAUAAGCCACUUCAGCGCCACGACCGCGGAUCCCGCAACGCCGCGCCGCUUCAUCAGCGAGGGUCUCCCCCUCUCUGAUGUACUCACGCCGAUGCCUUCGGCGCAGGUGUCCGCGCAGAGCCGCUUCCCCGUGCGCACCAGCAGCACCAGUAGCCGCGGUUCCAGCCGCAGCCCCAGUGGCAGCCUCAGCGGCGUGAGCAAUCCGGUGUCGCGAUCGACAAACAGUAUCCUGGGGCUGGGGAAUAGUGUGGGGACGUCGCGCACGACCGUCAGUCGACAGGGGAGCGUGAGUAACGUGCAGAGAGAAAAGCCGCUGCCGGUGCCGAUGGAUCGGUCGGUGGAUAGCGUCGAUGCCGCGAGGGCGGGGAGGGCUGGCAUGAUUUGA
Cyphellophora europaea CBS 101466 is the source of this 2079-nucleotide messenger RNA. RefSeq lists its product as uncharacterized. Lineage: Eukaryota; Fungi; Ascomycota; Eurotiomycetes; Chaetothyriales; Cyphellophoraceae. The record is from RefSeq and is a predicted model, not a curated record. The transcript is spliced from 2 exons. The coding region runs from base 1 to 2079 and encodes 692 amino acids.